ACCAAAGGUCAAACUGUCGCCCAGGUGUACAACAAUGUCGGUGCUUUGGCCAAAUCUGUCUAUGAGAAAAUGUUCUUGUGGAUGGUCAUUCGCAUCAACCAGCAGCUGGACACGAAGCAAGCGCGACAGCACUUCAUUGGAGUACUGGACAUUGCCGGCUUUGAGAUCUUUGAUUUCAACACCCUGGAGCAGCUGUGCAUCAACUUCACCAAUGAGAAGCUGCAACAGUUCUUCAACCACCACAUGUUCGUCCUGGAGCAGGAGGAGUACAAGAAGGAAGGCAUUGAGUGGGCGUUCAUCGACUUUGGCAUGGACCUGGCCGCCUGCAUUGAGCUCAUUGAGAAGCCCAUGGGCAUCUUCUCCAUCCUGGAAGAGGAGUGCAUGUUCCCUAAGGCUACAGACACAUCCUUCAAAAACAAGCUCUAUGACCAGCAUCUGGGCAAGUGCAACAACUUCCAGAAGCCCAAGCCUACCAAGGGCAAGGCCGAGGCACACUUCGCACUGGUGCACUACGCCGGCACCGUGGACUACAACAUCAACGGCUGGCUGGAGAAGAACAAGGACCCACUGAACGACUCUGUGAUCCAGCUCUACCAGAAGGCCUCUGUGAAGCUCUUGUGUUUUCUCUAUGCCAGCCAUGGAGCUGAAGAGGGCGCUGGCAAGAAGGCCGGCAAGAAGAAGGGUGGCUCUUUCCAGACUGUGUCUGCACUCUUCAGGGAAAACUUGAACAAACUGAUGUCCAACCUGAGAAGCACCCACCCUCACUUUGUGCGCUGCCUCAUCCCCAAUGAGACCAAGACACCCGGUGUCAUGGAUCACCACCUGGUUAUUCAUCAGCUGAGGUGUAACGGGGUGCUGGAGGGCAUCAGAAUCUGCAGAAAGGGAUUCCCCAGCAGAAUCAUUUACGGGGACUUCAAACAACGUUACAAAGUCUUAAAUGCCAGUGCUAUCCCAGAGGGGCAAUUUAUUGACAGCAAGAAGGCUUCUGAGAAACUACUUGGCUCCAUUGAUAUUGAUCAUACUCAGUACAAAUUUGGACACACCAAGGUAUUCUUCAAAGCUGGUAUUCUGGGUGUUCUUGAAGAGAUGAGAGAUGAAAAAUUAGCUGAACUGAUCACAAAAACUCAGGCCAUGUGCAGAGGAUUUCUGAUGAGAGUAGAAUUCCAGAAGAUGAUGCAAAGGAGGGAGGCCGUCUUCACCAUUCAGUACAAUGUCCGCUCCUUCAUGAAUGUCAAACAUUGGUCAUGGAUGAAGCUGUUCUUCAAGAUUAAGCCCCUCCUGAAGAGCGCUGAGUCUGAGAAGGAGAUGGCCAACAUGAAGGAAGAGUUUGAGAAAACCAAAGAAAGUCUGGCUAAAUCCGAGGCCAGAAGGAAGGAACUGGAAGAAAAAAUGGUUGCUGUCAUGCAGGAAAAGAAUGACCUGCUGCUUCAAGUCCAGUCUGAAACAGAAAAUCUGUCGGAUGCUGAGGAAAGGUGUGAGCAGCUCAUCAAAAGCAAGAUUGGCCUGGAGGCUAAAAUUAAGGAAAUUACCGAAAGGCUGGAGGAUGAAGAAGAAUCCAACGCUGAGCUGACCGCCAAGAAGAGGAAACUCGAGGACGAGUGCUCC
Ailuropoda melanoleuca (giant panda) is the source of this 1605-nucleotide messenger RNA. RefSeq names its product myosin-1B-like. The record is from RefSeq and is a predicted model, not a curated record. The annotation marks the transcript as partial. Lineage: Eukaryota; Metazoa; Chordata; Mammalia; Carnivora; Ursidae. Gene Ontology annotation, cellular component: membrane; cytoplasm; actin cytoskeleton. Gene Ontology annotation, molecular function: microfilament motor activity; actin filament binding; ATP binding. Gene Ontology annotation, biological process: actin filament organization. The transcript has a single exon.